GCUGGCGGCGGUGACAAAGCCUCAGCGAAAAUAACACGAGGCGAGUCGGACGACGGCUUCCUUCAGUCCGUCGGGUCGGAGGUGGAGGGGCAGGCUCUCGGUGCUCGCCGGUGGUGCUCGACAGCACGACAAGAAACGCGCGCGACCUGGUCGUCUUGGCCGUCAACGACGCCGCCGCCGUCCUCGCGACGAGGAGGAUGAGCCGCCGGAUGGUCGGCGACGACGUUCUCUCGGUAGUGUUUGCGGACCGCCCGGCAGGCCGAGACUUUCCAGAGCGACCGGCGGCAUCACCGCCCCGCUGAGGGGCGCGCGCACGCUCGCGCCCGCACGUCCGCACGUCGGUCCGGCGCUCACGCCCGCACGUCCGCACGCGGCGCGCACGCAGGACGGCGACAUGGACAGGAAAGAGGCUACCGAAAAGACCCCACUACUUUCCAAGGGCAGCUCCCCAUUCGGAGUAAUUGACUGUGACAAAAGCUCAUCCAACAAGCCUUCAUCUGCAAACAUGGGUAUCUUUUAUUCCCUGAGGGAGCGGCUGAAAAACAGAGUUCUUCUUGUUGAUGUACUCGCUGCACUCUUUGGAAUGGGUGCAUGGCUCUCUAUCAACGGGAUGUAUACACAGUUACCUCUUCUUGUAUUUAAUGCUCCUGAAGGCUGGGGCCUCCCUUCAUACAUUGUAGUAUUGAUUCAGGCUGCCAAUAUUGGUGGGGUCAUAUAUGGGGUAAUGCAGCAGUUUUGUAAGGGGAAAGUAUCCGAUAGCCUUUUUAUUUCCAUCUUAAUGUUUAUUGGAUGCUUGUCACUCUUACUCAUGUCAUUUUUUUAUGGACAAACUGUGGAAAUAGGAGGAAAUUUACAUAGUGUACCUUUACUGGCUCUAGUUUUCACUUGUGCACUUGUGGCUUGCACCAGUUCUGUUCUCUUCAUUCCCUACAUGAGUCGUUUCAGAGAAACAUACCUUGUGUCAUACAUGAUUGGGGAAGGACUUAGUGCCUUUGUACCGAGCAUCACUUCUUUGCUCCAGGGUGUUGGAGGAAAUCCUGUUUGUAGAGAGGUCAACAGUACAGAUUCUAUUAAGAAAUAUGAACAGUAUGUUCCUCCACCCCUAUUUUCAGUGUCAACAUUUUUGGUUCUUAUUUUCUGCCUUCAACUACUUAGUUUCAUUUCAUUUAUCUUGCUGAAAACACUCCCCAUUUGCAAGAAGCAGAGAAACAGUCAGUCGUCUUCAAGCUACAAGAACAAUAAUGAGAAUGAAGGCGUCAGGUCCAGCAUGAUGCCGUCUUCUCCCGAGAAAGGAAGGAGUCUAACUUCAGAUGGAGAUAAUGGAAGGGGCAGUGCAUUCAUGACAGAAUCGCACGACUUUGAGAGCUCACCUUCUCCAGUCACUGCCCAAACCAAGAAGAUGAACAACAUGACAUAUACUGUUUUCCUGAUCAUGCAGGCUUGUGCAUCAGCAUUAGCUAAUGGUUUGUUCCCUGCCAUACAGUCAUAUUCUUGCCUUCCUUAUGGUAAUGUGGCGUACCAUUUGGCCAUCAAUCUGGGAAGCAUGGCUAACCCCGUAGCAUGUUAUAUUCUCUUUUUUGUGACAUUCACUUCAUUAAGUGCAAUAUCACUCAUAGCAUUCCCAACUCUUGUUGUGGCUGUGUUUAUAUUUGUCACUGCUACCAUGAGCCCUGAGCCCCCUCUAGUAAAUACUUCAUCUGGAGAAGCACUUGUGGUGAUUUCAUGGGUGCUCUUUACUGGUCUUGUGUCUUACAUAAAAUUGGCGAUUGCCACAAGAUUCCGUAAGAAUGGAGGGAAAGGUCUUUUCUGGUAUGGUGCAAUGACUCAGGUUGGCUCAGCAAUUGGAGCAGUUACAGGCUUUGCUCUUUUGAAUUACACGGGAGUUUUCAAAUCUUACUCACCAUGCUGAUAGAUUUUAAAGAUUUUUAUUCUAGGAACAAUUUUAUAAAAUAAAGUUGACAAUGUAAGUAGUGUACUUACUUACUGUUCCCUUGUAUUCUGUUGCAUUGCUUUAUGUAGGAAAUGUUUUGUACUGUUCUCUGGCUGUACUCAGAAAAUAAUAUUUAAUCAUGCAACUUAUUACUGUUGUUCUGGGAUUUUUCUCAUCACUUUGAGCAUGACAUGUAAUUUUGUCAGCAUAAGACUGAUUAAUUUGGUAAUUCAUUUUUUAUAAUCUUGUGCUAUGGAAUUUCUUUUACUCUAUUUUUAGUACCAUACUAAACUGUUGAAUGACUGUCACUCAUCAAAUUGCCUCAUAAUUACAGGUUACUAUUGGGCUGUAUUUUAAUUGUCAUAUGGUAUGCCCUAACAUCAAUUGUACAUUCUUAGCACUAUUUUAAAUAUUAUGGAUUCAAUGAAAUCCUGAAGGGUAUUUCAGCAAUUUUACUUUCUCAGUGUGUUUUAAUCAUUAUCAGUGUAAUGAAAUUCUCAAAAGAGUACCUCAGCUCAAAACCAAAGUGUGGUGAUUGACUGAAUAAAUUAUGAUUUGGGCAUGAAGUUUCAUAAUUGUUGUUAAAGUUAAGGGAUCAAUUAAUGGACAAUAUAAACUUAGAUAAGUCAACCCACCUUAGGAAUAUGAAGUUACCUAAUAUACCAAUUGCUUGCAAAAAUCUUAGAUUCUAGUAGUUUUAUUGUUCUAUGUUUUGUGUGUCAUGUUCACAUGGUUUUCCAUGCUGGCAAGCUCUCUGAAAAGAUAGAACCUAAGCAUAAAUUGUCAAGUCCUCUGAUUGCUCCUUAGAAGAAAAUUAUUAAAUGUAGACAAACUAUAGCACGUUCCAUUAGAGCUCUUGUGAUUUAAUACCUUUUAGAGACAGGGUAUAGAUUAAGAAUGGUGUGAUGGUGAUUGGGCUUUUAAAAAUUGUCAGUAUUCUGGUGUCACAAUAAAUUGAAAUUUUUAAAAAGAAAA
Frankliniella occidentalis (western flower thrips) is the source of this 2905-nucleotide messenger RNA. Its product is annotated as riboflavin transporter 2. The record is from RefSeq and is a predicted model, not a curated record. Gene Ontology annotation, biological process: riboflavin transport. NCBI's taxonomy places the organism in Eukaryota, Metazoa, Arthropoda, Insecta, Thysanoptera, Thripidae. Bases 395 to 1909 code for a protein of 504 amino acids. The transcript has 6 exons. Gene Ontology annotation, cellular component: plasma membrane. Gene Ontology annotation, molecular function: riboflavin transmembrane transporter activity.